Molecule: messenger RNA, 1551 nt
Organism: Jatropha curcas
Lineage: Eukaryota; Viridiplantae; Streptophyta; Magnoliopsida; Malpighiales; Euphorbiaceae
Product: UPF0481 protein At3g47200
Source: RefSeq, a predicted model, not a curated record
AUGGAAACAAUCUCAAAUCUCCCUAGUCCCCAAAACCAGGGCACUCACCAAGAUGUAGUGAUCUUGGACAAUGAAUGGUUAAGAACAGCAGAGAAAAACAUCAAGAAAGAGCCCAAGUUUCUUAACAACACAUCUGGUUGGGAAGCUUGUUCAAUCUUUCGAGCACCUCAAACCCUGAAGAAAAUUCACCACCAAGAAUUUGAACCUCAGGUAGUUUCCAUUGGACCCUAUUACCAUGGUAAAAAAGAACUCCGUAUGAUUCAAGAACACAAAUGGCGAUUGCUUGGUGGUGUAGUAGACCGUGCAAAAGAAAAAAAGGUUGGCCUUGGUCUCGAUGACUUUUACAAGGUCGUUAAGAUAAAAGAGGCUGAGAUAAGACAGUCUUAUUCGGAUUCAAAUUCUGUUGAUCGAUUUGAUAGCAAGAAAUUAAUUGAAAUGAUGGUAUUAGAUGGGUGUUUCAUUUUGGAGCUAAUAUGCGCAGCAGAACGCCAAGUGAAAAGACAAAAUGAUCCUUUAUUAAUGCCUCGGUGGCUGUUGUAUUCCAUUUCCAGAGAUCUACUCAAGCUGGAGAAUCAAAUUCCUUUUUUUGUUCUUACAACUUUGUUUAACCAACACUGGAAAUUCAUAAUGAGAGGUAAUGAUAGAUCUUUAACCCAACUUAUUUUCAAAUUCUUUCAUCGUUCAAUUCAGAUAAAUGAUAAGGUGAUUCCAGAUAGUUGUAACAACCUUGAUGGGAAACAUUUACUCCAUUUGUUUUCCCAAAGAUUCAUAUCUCCAUUACUCUCAGUCACAGAAACUGUUUCUGAUCGUAACCUAGAAAAACAAAAAGAAAAGAAAUGCACUAGACGUUUUUGUUUUCCAUGUUUAACUAAAAAAAGAGAGCAUCUUCAAUCCAUACGGCCAGUUGAGAAGCUUUUGGCGGCUGGUAUUAAGUUCAAGAAAAGUGAGAUUGUGUUGAGCUUUUUGGACAUAAAAUUUAGACCUAAUGGUAUUCUUGAAAUUCCAAGAUCAUUUACAGGUACUUUGACAAGCUGCUUUUUACUUAAUUCUAUUGCAUUUGAACAAUGCUAUGUGUUUUGCAAGCCCUACUUUACACCAUAUGUUGUUUUCAUGAGUUGCCUCAUUAGUGCAUCUUCUGACGCCGGGCAUCUGCUGGAUCGAAGAAUUUUUGAGAACUCAGGAACUGAUGAAGAAGUUGUUAAAUUCUUUAGCAGCUUAAAAGAUGAUGUUUUUGUUGAUAUUACGGGGAGUUAUCUGAAAAGGGUGAUCGACGAUGUGAAUGAGUAUUAUGAUAAUGUUUGGCAUAUCAGAUGGGCGGAGUUCAAGUAUAAUUAUUUUGGCAAUCCAUGGAUUUUCCUUUCGGCUUUAACUGCUUUAAUCCUCCUCCUUCUCACCGUUCUUCAGUCAUUCUAUACUGUUUACGGAUAUUUAAAUCCUCCUUAAUAAAGCAAGACUCUCAUUUACAGCAAAGAACAAGUAUUCUCAUAAAUCCAUUGUAUUCCUUUGGGAUAAUUAUGCAGUUGGUCUCUGAACUUUGUUGUUGUCGUUGUC